Rhizopus microsporus ATCC 52813 is the source of this 1089-nucleotide messenger RNA. RefSeq names its product kinase-like protein. The record is from RefSeq and is a predicted model, not a curated record. The transcript has 7 exons. Gene Ontology annotation, biological process: protein phosphorylation; vacuolar protein processing; regulation of vacuole fusion, non-autophagic. The coding region runs from base 1 to 1089 and encodes 362 amino acids. Gene Ontology annotation, molecular function: ATP binding; protein serine/threonine kinase activity. NCBI's taxonomy places the organism in Eukaryota, Fungi, Mucoromycota, Mucoromycetes, Mucorales, Rhizopodaceae. Gene Ontology annotation, cellular component: Golgi apparatus; cytoplasm.
AUGAGAUUACUUGACAGUUUAUUUGACAUAUUCAGUUCCUUUGUUGUGUGUUGUAUACCGAACCCAAAUAUCAGUAUCAAUGGAAGAGCAUAUCGUAUUAUCAAGCUAUUAGGAGAAGGUGGUUUCUCUUUUGUUUAUCUUGCACAGGAUGGUUCCGGUAACCUUUAUGCUUUAAAAAAGAUACGAUGUACACUAGGCACAGAAGAAGCAGAACUAGCACAACGUGAAGUGGAUGCAUAUCAGAUGUUUUCACAUAAAAAUAUAAUUAAAAUGCUAGACUCUAGUACAAUAACUGAACAUGACGGAAGCAAAACGAUUUAUAUCUUUUUACCUUAUUAUAGGAGAGGAAACUUGCAAGAUGCAAUCAACAAGAACAACAUGAACAAUACACACUUUGAAGAGAUAGAAAUGUUUAGAUUAUUUCGAGAGAUAUGCGUUGGUGUACGUGUCAUGCAUACGUUCCGAGGCCAAUCUGCUGCUAGAAUUCAAUAUGAACCAACGCAUGCUAUGACUCAUGAAGAAGAAAGCAGGCAGGACCAAGCUUUGUUGGGUGGAAGCCAUCAAGAACAAUCCACUGGCGGUAUUGCAGCGGAAGGAAAAGGGGAAGUUGUGCCUUGGGCUCACCGAGACAUUAAGCCAGGAAACGUCUUGAUCGCAGAUGAUGGGCAAACUGCGGUACUAAUGGACUUUGGCUCAGCAUGUCAAGCACGAAUUCAUAUUGAGAAUAGACAAGAAGCGCUGGCACAACAGGAUCUUGCUGCUGAACACUGUACAAUGCCAUACAGAGCACCGGAGUUAUUUGACGUCAAGACAGGAACCACACUUGAUGAAAAGGUCGAUAUAUGGUCAUUGGGCUGCACUCUCUAUGCCAUGGCAUAUGGGCAGUCUCCCUUUGAGAUGAAUACUGAUCAAGGAGGCUCUGUUGCACUCGCCGUUUUGAAUAAUCAAUACAAGUUUCCAGAGAACAAUGUAUAUUCACAGAAUGUUAAAGACCUUAUUCAGUGGAUGUUGACAACAGACCCAUCAAGCCGUCCUGAUAUUCAUCAGGUAUUGAGCAAACUAGAUGAAGUACUCAAUACACAGCAAUAA